AUGAGCUCCCCGUGUCCCCGCUGUCAUAAGACCGUCUACUUCGCGGAGAAGGUCAGCUCUCUGGGGAAGAACUGGCACCGAUUCUGUCUGAAAUGUGAGAUGUGCAGCAAGGUCCUCUCCGCCGGGGGACACGCAGAGCAUGAUGGACGCCCAUACUGCCACAAGCCGUGCUAUGCUGUCCUGUUUGGCCCUAAAGGUGUGAACAUUGGUGGAGUUGGGUCCUACAUCUAUGAUACGACGCCUCGAGCCUCGGAGGACCAGGGUCCUGUCGCCCCCGUUGUCAGUGCUGCAAACAAUGCUGCCAAGCCUGCCACACGAGUUGUAGCCCCAACACGGACAUUUGCUGGAGAGACUGCCAUGUGCCCAGGCUGUGGAAAGGCUGUCUACUUUGCGGAGAAGGUGAUGUCACUUGGCAGAAGCUGGCACCGCCCCUGCCUCCGAUGCCAGCGCUGCAGCAAGACAUUGACUGCAGGGGGACAUGCGGAGCAUGACGGCCUGCCAUACUGCCAUGUGCCCUGCUAUGGACAUCUCUUUGGACCAAAAGGGGUAAAUAUCGGAGAUGUUGGAUGUUACAUCUAUGAACCUUCCGAUGAGACAGAGAGCCGGGAUCAGAUGUGA
Messenger RNA from Staurois parvus, 618 nucleotides. Lineage: Eukaryota; Metazoa; Chordata; Amphibia; Anura; Ranidae. The record is from the annotation of a GenBank genome assembly.